Messenger RNA from Lampris incognitus (smalleye Pacific opah), 504 nucleotides. Its product is annotated as slit homolog 3 protein-like. Gene Ontology annotation, molecular function: protein binding. Gene Ontology annotation, cellular component: plasma membrane. The record is from RefSeq and is a predicted model, not a curated record. Lineage: Eukaryota; Metazoa; Chordata; Actinopteri; Lampriformes; Lampridae.
AUGGAGAGUCCCGCAUCUUUACUUGGCAACGUUUUCCAUCGGAGUCAUCUGAAACUUUUCCCCUCGGGAAAUUCCACCGGACAGUCCGCGCGGAUACCAUGCCGCCGAGCAGGCAGGGGGAGCGGGCCGCGCUCCGCGGGCCUUUGGCCGCUCGUGGUCGGAUGGCUGCUGUGCGCCGCCGCGGCGGAUGGAUGCCCGCACCGAUGCAGCUGCUCCGGGUCUCACGUGGACUAGGGUCAGGGAUUUAGGAGCGUGCAAGGGAUACCGAGAAACGCCGAGCGACUGGAUUUGAACAGAAACAACAUCACCAGAAUCACUAAGGUGGACUUCUCUGGCAUUAAGAACCUCCGAAUUCUUCAUCUGGAGGACAACCAGAUCAGCGUCAUAGAAAGAGGAGCCUUCCAGGACCUCAAACUGCUCGAGAGACUUCGUUUGAACAGAAACAAGCUCCAGUUUCUCCCAGAGCUCCUCUUCCAGUCCAACCCCAAGCUAGGACGACUGUGA